This is a messenger RNA of Annulohypoxylon truncatum, 1962 nucleotides long. RefSeq names its product AIG2-like family-domain-containing protein. Lineage: Eukaryota; Fungi; Ascomycota; Sordariomycetes; Xylariales; Hypoxylaceae. The coding region runs from base 554 to 1345 and encodes 263 amino acids. The record is from RefSeq and is a predicted model, not a curated record. The transcript has 4 exons.
GGAGCUUUGACCAAUUGAAUUAUGUACACCCUUGUCGAUCUUAUCGAUAGAUAUCUCUAGCAGCUGCAGUUUCCAGGUUUCAAGGUUAGAGCUAUUCGGGUACGUACCUGAGUAACUCGGUUUAAUAUCGAACUCUUCAUGAUGCGAGUCCUGAUAUCGGACAUAGAAUUGUCACGGAUAGGCAAUACCAAAAUCUCAGCGCUCGAUAUGCAAACUCUUAUAUAAAGUCAAAUCCUCUAGCUUUUCUUCUUAACUACCUAGCCCUAAAUCAUCAUUAAUGAGUACAUCCUUUACUAAAUUUGUGCCAGAGCUCGGGUAUUGAAGUCUACAAGUCAAACUUACCUAGUACUUAUGUACAUUUAUUUCCCUCCUUAUCUCGACUAACCGUCCAUAUUAUCAAUAUUUUCGGAGAUCGUAUUGAACAAGGCUACAUAUAUACCAUUUAUCUUUUGUGCAUACAGUAGUAUGCACAGAUCUCCGAAUAAGGACAGAGGUGAUCGUCAAAUAUAGAGAAUAAUUAGCAAACGACCAAUACCACAUUCUAAAGGAACGGAUGGCGGACAGCACUCAAGCAGCAUUCUUUUAUGGGACGCUUAUGGCCCCUGAGGUGUUCUUCACGGUCUGUUAUCGGGGGAUCCCGAAAGAAAACGUUGCUGUACUGAGGGGUCUUCAUGAUUUCAAGCCAGCAAUCCUACACGGGUUCUGUCGACGUCGGGUAAAGGGUGCGGACUACCCAGGCAUUAUACCGGAUAAAGAUCACGAGGUUAGAGGAAUGUAUGUGACAGGCUUGACACCUGCCAAUAUGUAUCACCUUGAUAAGUUCGAAGGGAGCGAGUAUGAGCGUCGAAGAGUUAAAGCCUGCCUCCUUUCCAAGACUGGAGACGAUAAGGGACAAGGCAACGUUGAGGGCGACGAGGUCGAAUGUGAAGUGUACGUCUUCAACCAUCCCGACAAUCUAGAGGGCCGAGAAUGGGAUUUCGAAGAGUUCCGAAGGGAGAAGAUGAAGAAAUGGACACGGGAAGAUUACGGCUUCGAUGACACCGACCACUUCACACCUCAAGCGGUCGAUGAGGACGAAAAGCAAGCUGCUGUUUGUAAGUCUAUAUGCCCCCAGCAGCUGCCCAGUUGUAUGAUAUUCCUUGCUCGUGUACCUUAUCUAAUGCGGGACAGGAAGGAGAUGAUUACCGCAACAAGGGCAAUGCCAAUGUGGCGAUAUCUUCGUAUUAUAUUCUAUGCGAUAUAUGGAAAUUAUCCGAUAGAAAUGCAACGUUACGAAUAUUGCCUUCCCGCCUUAGACUUACAACUCGUUACAAACGACGCUUAUAUUACAGUUCCGGGCAACUAGGGAUCAGCUAGAAGCUUGGCUAGACCAUAAUCGCCGCGAGACAAUCCUGGAUGACCAACAAAGAAGUAGUAGUAUCUGGGCGUUUCUAUGGGAGUCAAAAUAUGUCUAUUCUUGAGUUUGAGUUAUGAAGUCCAGUACCUGCAGAAGGAAUGAAGAAUGAAGAAUAUGCAUCUCAUGAUCCAAUCCCAAUGGGCGAGUAGGUUUCGUUUCGGUUCCCUCGCGGAUCGGUGCAUGAAGCCUUGAACCGGGGUGUAUCGGUCGAAAAUAGUAUGCCGCGUACGACGUUAUGCGAAGCUCGGCUGGAAUUAACAGUUCUUGAAACCCAGGUCGGCCUAGCUAUAGUCGAGGCGACCAAUCGUGAGUUGAUUGACUUGGAAAAUCCGAAGAGGCUUAAAAAUGCGCCUUACCAUCACAUUUAGUACUACCAUCUGACCAUCUACUGAUUCCUAUUUCAAUCUUAAGGCAGUAAACAUGAAACUCGUUCAACCUAUAGCAUCGAGUCCUUCGACACUCCCAAUUAAUUGGUAAUCAGUGGCACAUAAGACCAUUAUUGAAGCUCUUUACGUCCCAUGUUUAUUACAAGCUCAUUUACAGAUACAGGUAGCUAUCGAUUUAGG